AUGGUGAUGCCAUGGCUGGUAGGUGGUGAUUUCAAUGUAGUUAUGUAUGAAGGUGAGAAGAUUGGUGGACUACCAGUGCAUCCUCCUGAAUAUGAUGAUUUUGCAUUUUGUGUUAACUCAAGUGGACUAUUUGACCUAGGGUAUAAAGGCAGUCCUUUCACUUGGGGGAAUGGGAGCCCUAAUAUUGAAUGUAUAUUCAAAAGGCUAGACAAGAUCUUAGAGGUUGUGAGGCAGAACUGGGUGGCAGACUUCAUAGGAGAUCAUUUCCUUAUGUUUAAACAAAAGCUGAAGAAGAUGAAGAUUGCUUUGUCAACAUGGAGCAAGGUGACAUAUGGUGACAUUUCCAAGCAGCUAGCAACCAGGGAAGACAUAGUGAGGGUGAAAGCGAUGCUAUUUGAGGAGGAACCUACAAUGGAGAAUAGAAUUGUAUUGCAAAAGGCUCAAGCUGAAUUGAAAAAGUACCUUAGCAUUAAAGAACAAUAUUGGAAGCAAAAGGCUAGAAUGGCAUGGUUUACUGAAGGAGACAGGAACACUAGGUUUUUUCAUAAUCAUGUCAAUGGCAAGAGGCAUAAACUACAACUGAAAAGGAUUCAAAAUGCUGAUAGUGACUGGAUUGAAAACCAUAAAGAGAUGGCUACGACUGCUACUGAAUUUUAUGAAAAGCAGUUCUCACAAGAAGAGGAGCCUACUGAUUUCUCAAUGCUCUCAAAUGUUCCUGCUAUGGUGAUAGUCAACCAAAAUCUGGAGUUGAGCAGUUAUCCUACUAUUGAUGAAGUUAAACAAGCUGUUUUUACACUUAGUGGGGAUAGUGGUAGUGGUCCUGAUAGAUUCACUUGCAUGUUUUAUCAGGAAUGUUGGGACAUCAUUGGUCAGGAUAUUCACUUGAUGGUGUUGCACUUCUAUGGGGGAUUAGCUUUGUCUAAAUCUAUCACACAUACUAAUUUGGUGCUACUGCCAAAGAAGCCACAGGUUCAAACCUUCUCAAAUUUAAGGCCUAUAAGCUUGAGCAAUUUCAUCAACAAGGUGAUGUCUAGAGUACUUCAUGAUAGACUGGAACACUUCUUACCUACACUGAUUUCAUCCAAUCAAUCAGGCUUUGUGAAGGCUAGAAGUAUCUUUGAAAACAUCCUCCUAACACAAGAGAUAGUGACUGGCAUUAGAUUGAGAGCUAAACCUACAAAUAUGGUGAUUAAAUUGGAUAUGACCAAGGCAUAUGAUAUGACUGAUCCACUGAAUCACCUGGCCUAUACUGAUGAUGCCAUUAUAUUUGCAUCAACCCAUGCUGCAUCAUUGAAGAAGAUCAUGGAAGUUUUGAGUGGCUAUGAAAAGGUGUCUGGGCAGUUGAUCAACAAGACUAAUAGCUCGUAUUAUAUGUAUGCUAGGGUGGCUAAUUCAUUGGUACAUUCAUUGGAGGAUAUCACAGGCUUCUCAAAAGGUGCAUUUUCUUUCACAUACCUAGGAUGCCCUAUAUUUUAUACUAGAAGAAGAAAGGAUUAUUAUGAGGAUCUUAUUAAGAAGGUGGAGGCCAAAUUGCACUCAUGGAAGGGUUCUUCUGGAGUACAAAGGAGGAAGGAAGAAGCAUACAUUGGUCUUCAUGGAAGAAUUUGUGCUUACCAAAAGAAGAAGGAGGCUUAG
Messenger RNA from Nicotiana tabacum (common tobacco), 1635 nucleotides. The record is from RefSeq and is a predicted model, not a curated record. Lineage: Eukaryota; Viridiplantae; Streptophyta; Magnoliopsida; Solanales; Solanaceae.